Trichobilharzia szidati is the source of this 1026-nucleotide messenger RNA. NCBI's taxonomy places the organism in Eukaryota, Metazoa, Platyhelminthes, Trematoda, Strigeidida, Schistosomatidae. The record is from the annotation of a GenBank genome assembly.
CCAGACACACUUACACUACAAGAAAAUGUCUUCUCAAAUCACUGCAAGCUAUGAAAAUGUUUCCAAGGUGGCAGAUCACAUCAAAAAGUUGAUAAAUAUUGAGCCAGAAAUUGGCAUCGUUUGUGGAAGUGGUCUUGGAGAGCUAGCCAACGGGGUUCAAAAUCCUACAGUUAUCCCAUAUGUAGAUAUACCCGGGUUCGCUAAUUCGACUGUACAGGGACACUCCGGAAACUUAGUUUUCGGAACUCUGAGUGGCCGGAAAGUGGUUGUGAUGCAGGGACGAUUCCAUAUGUAUGAAGGAUGGACGAAACAUGAAAUAGCCAUUCCUAUACGCGUCAUGAAGCUGUUGGGAGUGAAAACUCUGCUGUUGAGCAAUGCUGUUGGUGGAUUAAACAGAAGUCUUAAAUGUGGAGAUUUCGUUGUUUUGAAAGACCAUCUUUACUAUGCUGGUCUUGCAUUAAACGGUGUUUUAGUUGGUGAAAAUGAAGACAAAUUUGGCCCUCGAUUUCCAGCUCUUUCAGAUGCUUACGACUCCGACCUGAGAAAGUUGGCCUUACAAAUAGCGAAAGAGGAAAAUUUUGAAGAUGUUGUUCACGAAGGUGUCUACGGAAUGAAUGGUGGUCCAUGUUUUGAAACACCUGCUGAGUGCAAAAUGAUGCUCAUGACGGGUUGUGAUGUUGUUGGUAUGAGUACCAUCCCUGAAGUGAUAUUCGCUCGUCACUGUGGAAUGAAAGUACUUGCAAUUUCAUUAGUGACAAACAUUAGUGUUUUGGACGUUGACAGUAAAGUGGUUGCAAAUGCUGAAGAAGUGUUGGAGAUGGCGAACAAACGUGCCACUCUAUUGCAGUCGUGGUUUGCCAAGAUUAUUGCCAGAUUACCAUCUGAAUAAAUGUAAUGUGCAAUGUUGAUUUUUAUAACGAGAAACUUGAAGUUUUUUACCUUGUGAUAUUUUGUACUUAUUACUUGUAGUUUAUUUUCAAGAGAAUGAAUACUUUCCUUACAAAUAUAUCUAGUUCGAAAUAUUCA